Messenger RNA from Zerene cesonia (dogface butterfly), 1190 nucleotides. RefSeq names its product nuclear speckle splicing regulatory protein 1. The record is from RefSeq and is a predicted model, not a curated record. Gene Ontology annotation, biological process: regulation of alternative mRNA splicing, via spliceosome. The transcript has 5 exons. The coding region runs from base 75 to 1148 and encodes 357 amino acids. Lineage: Eukaryota; Metazoa; Arthropoda; Insecta; Lepidoptera; Pieridae.
UCUAAUUUUAAUUCUAGGAUAUAUAACGUUUAGAUAACUAAUGAGUGCUAAGUAUUGAAAAGUGUUAUAUAAAAAUGUCGACCAACAAAAAAUACGGUUUGAUACUUCCAGAAACCUCAAAAGCACAACCUACGUUUAAAGCCUCACAUAAUGUUUUCGGAAACGAUUCCGAUUCUGACGAGGAUACUAAAAAGAAGCCUGUUCUAUUACGUCCGAGUGAUAAUAUCAAACGACAGACUAGAAUAGCACAAGAAAAAGCAAUUCUUGAAGAUCCCACAGUUUAUCAAUAUGAUGAGAUUUAUGAUUCCAUGGUCAUACAAAAGGAGAGUAAAGAUGUAAAAACUAAAGAAGAGAAAAAACCAAAAUAUAUUGAGAAUUUAUUAAAAACAGCAAACAAAAGAAAAAUAGAAAAUGAGCGUAGAGUUGAAAGACAGAUUCAAAAGGAGAGAGAAAAGGAGGGAGAGGAAUUUGCUGACAAAGAAGUGUUUGUGACAUCAGCUUAUAAAAAGAAAUUGGAAGAAUUACGCUUGGAAGAAGAGAAGGAAAAAAGGGAAGAGUAUUUAGAAAAAAUUGGAGAUGUGACUAAACAGCAAGAUCUAGGCGGUUUCUAUCGACAUCUAUAUGAACAGAAAUUAGGUUCUAGUAAACAAGAUAAAGAACUUAUAACCGCAGAAGAAGAAAAGGAUAGUGUUUUCAAGUCAAGCAAUAAAAAAGAUAAUUCCGACCUAUCAAAUAAACGAAAUUACAGAAAACGGAAAUCUUCUCAUGAAUUAAAAUCUGAUGGUGAAAUAGAAGACUCUGAUGAUGAAGUAAAUCGCAAUUGUCUUGUCAAGAAAAAAUCGAAAAAAGCAUAUGAAAAUAUUGAUGCAGAUUCUGACUUUUCUAUUGAUGAGUCAAGUGAUGAAGAAUCAAAACCUAAAAAUCAGAAUAGUGAAAAGGAAUCUGAAGAUACAUUCAAAAAACCUUCAGCAAAAGUUGAUAAGUUGGAGGCACCUAACAAUGUUUCGGAUGAUAUUUCUAAAGUGCCUAAAAUAAAAGAGAAAGAAAUCAAACCUAAAAUUGAUAUUUGGAAAAAGAGAACAGUUGGUGAGGUAUUUGAAGAGGCUUUACAGAGAUAUUAUCAAAGAAAAUCGGCUAGAGGUGCUUAACUCUUAAUUAAAGACAAUUCAAAUAAAUACACAUUUUUAUUA